AUGCAGACAUCACCAUUGGCGUUCAACACGGCCCCACGCGCCUCAGCUGGAUCAGCCGCCGCAUACACGAUGGAGGACGCCGCAACUCUCAGGACUCGCCUUACCGCCAUUAUCAACGGUGUGCAGAGGCCAAACCCGAAGGAGGCACAGAAGGCGCUGCAGGAUCUCUGUGUGUUUCUCGACACGGUGACAGAGCAAAGUGGUACAAGCGUGCAGGAUAUAUUUGGUCAGAACGUGGCGAAUAAUAUUAUUAUUAUUGUGCUUGACCGCGUGGUGAAGCCGGCGCUCACGCAAUACUGCGAGACAGCCGCGGGGGGGCGGUGGUCGACNGGGACCCGUGGGAUGGGCCGCGGCGUCACAGCAGCGUCGCGAAGGCGACUGGAGACUUCCUCUGCACAUUCAAGGACACUGGUAGAGGAGGACUCGCGCACCACCGCCAACAACAAGGCGAAGAAACUGCGCACAGAGGUGGUGCGGUUGUGGCGUGCGCUCGCGGAGACGCUUCACCAGAACUUGCCGUCGUCGCUUCUCACCUGUGCGUCAUCAUUGUCAUCAUCCGUGCUGGCUGCCACCACAAACACCACCAUCAGCAGCGGCGGCAACAUCCACACCGGCGGUGGCAACGGGGACACGCACAUGGGGGCGAGAGGAGCCCAUCGUACGCACAGCGGUGAGAUGGAUGAGGGAGGCGUGCCGACCUCCCUCGUGGGUCGCCCUGGGGGACAUUCAGCGUCAGCAGCAUCUGUGGGCGGGACUGGAGGCUUCUAUGCAGCACAACAGCUGUGGGCAAUGGCACCCAAUCAGACAGCGCUGCCGCUGCUGUGGAAGAAUGCGGUUCCGCUCUUUUGCGUCACCCAGCACGCGCUUGAGGUGCUGCAGUCAAAGGUGCUCGUUGGUGUCUGCGGCCAGGAGUACGCCCAGCUGCUGCUGCAUCUCCUGCAGUUCGACGGCUACCUGUCAAACCUAAAGUCAGAGUUUAUUGUGGGGCUGACGCUUCGGCUCUUGCGGCUCGUGGAGCAGACCUCGUACGAGCCCAACACAAACAACAGUGACACAACUGCCGCCACGAGCAUGAUGCAGGGCGACAGUGGCUCUGGCGGUAUCAAUGAUGUGACGCCAGAGAGCGACGACAGUGAGGGUCCCUGCCCGUCGGUGGAGGAGGGCACAACGUACGCCGCGUUGCUUGUGCAGGUGUUUCGGGCCUCGCAGUUAAUGAACGCCUUUACACCAUGCGAAGACACUGCCACACUUCCAUCCUCAUUAUUAUUAUCAGCACCCGCGAGAGGCAGCACCAGUGGCGUAACGCUGCCGUUUGUGAUGCAGCGACUUGUGCGUGUGACGACGCAGCGCCACAUGCGUCCGACGAGUGCGCUGCGUUUGGAGGCGCAUCUUCUUGUCGCGGUGAAUCUUCUGGCGUCUGUGGCACGUGAUGACUACCCGCUUGCUGCAGCAGCGCCGCUGGAGCUGGUGAAGCGGCUCUGUGACUGCUUCCAUGCCACAAUGCGCCGUGACGGGUGGCGCAUGGAGGCGCUGACGCUCAUGACGACGCAGAUAUGCGGCUCCUUCUCUACCGUGCUCGGCCACUGCGUGCGUGCCGAUAUUGAGCGCAACCGCCCACGGGCCUCAGGCCAUACGCGUGACAACAACAACAGCAGCUUCGUGAAGCAGGAAGCAAAGGCGGCGACAACAACAACCGCAAUGACUGCAAUUGGUACUACCUCAGUUUCCCCACGUUUCCUCACACUGCUGCAUGAGACAGUGCUACCGCUGAUGAUGCGUCUCUUCACAGUUCUGCGCAGUGAGUUCAGCCUCGUCUCGCGCCGCGAGCUGUUCUACUUUCCCUGCCCGCCACUUGCCCCGCUGUUCGACUUUGGGGUCGUUGUGCUGUAUCUUGCCUGCUGCACGCAUGCCGAGUACGUGGCGCUCCCAUCGGUUGCCGCUCCUGCUUCGGGUAGUAGCAGUGGUGGUGGCGGUCGUGCUUCGGUCGCACUGGGAAGCCCGGUGGAUAGGGGGGGCCCGCGGCAGAGUGUGAGGGAAGACAAAAAGCGUCCGCGCGGCGGCGGCGGCGAUGAUGACGACGACAAAGAGAUGGACAAUAACAGUACCCAUGAUGCCAGCGGUGAAAGGGAGAACGCGGGGCGGAGGGCACGUACGCCGCACAUUCAUCCGGGAGAUGCGGCGCUUCGGCUUUUCCGAUCNCUUUUUUUUGACAGCAAGCAUGGCACAGCAGCAGCAGCACAGAGUCCAACGGACGACGAUGAGCGCGCGGUGGAAGACGACGCCGAUAGUUUGGUACAGGCGAAUACCGCAGCAACGGCGGCGGCAGCAGCAGCAGCCGCGGCUGGCAGCGGUUCGCUCAGCGCGGCGGCUGUGCAGGACCUUGUCAAGGACGGCUCGCUCUUUCUCCUGCACCUCUUCGCACAGCCUGGCACGACGCUCGGUUUCACUGAGGGACAGUGCACGUCGCUGAUACUGCACAGUGUGCUGCCACUCUUUCCAUAUUACGGCGUGCGCCUGGAGACACUGCUGCUGGCGGUUCUUCACGCCGUUGUCCCGCGUGCCUCCCUGGCGUGCCAGCAGAAGGUCUUCCGCUGGCUUGUUCGCCGCUACAUGCCGACCGCAGCGUCGCAGCGCGACGAUGACCGCUACCCGAAGGAGCAGGUGUACCGGCUGCUGGGGCUGCUGCUGGAGCGCGGUGUUGUGGGGCGGUGGCCGUUGCUUGUGCAGAGCGAGGAGCGUGGCCGCUUGCAGGCAGCGGCACACUUCGGUGCCAUCACGGCACGAAUUCGCGUUGUUCUGCGUGGGACACCAUUAUUGUCAUCAUCGGCAACGGCACCGUCAGCGUCGGGUUUAUCCACGGCCACGACAAGUCGUGCUCAACACACCAACAGUAGCACUGGUGGCAGCAAUGCCGGGCCGUCCCCUGUCAUGGUGACGUCGCUGCUCGCUGCUGCUGCUACUACUACCACUACUUCUUCAUCCGCUUUUGCUGCUGCUGGUGGUGGUGGUGGUGGCCACUCUACCAAGGUCGGUCUCUCCGCCACACUCUUCCAGGCAAUGCUGCAGUUCCUCUCAUCUUACCACCACUACGGCGCAACGUCUGCUGAGAUCAUCCUCUCUCAUCGCGCGGCGGAUGCGAAACAACAGACGCCUCACCGUUCUGGUGCUUCACCUGUAGCUGCUGCUACGGCGGAACAGGCGUUGGAUCUUCCCUCCACAGCGGUGCGCCUCUCGACGGGCAUCGCGUUUGUGGUUGCCGGCCUCGCACACGGCGUCUGCUUCUUUCCGCACGACAGCGGUGUGGUGUGGCGCAAUGAGACGGAUACCCCAGCGGCUUCAGCAGCGGCAGCGGCACUCUUCUUGCAGACACUACGUGCGGCAGAGGAUCACGUGUUGGCCGCCUGCCUCACCGUGACGGAGAGCGAGCUUGGUUGGCAGCACUCCCUUGCUUCUGGCGGGCCCGGUGCGGUGACGAGCAGUCCCAACAGUCGUGGUAGCAGCGGCAGAAAUGCGGCGGCACUGUAUCGAAUGAGGCAGCUGCUCGCACGGUCGCGUCGUACCAUGGAGGCGGCCGCCAUUGCGCCGCAACGACAUGUACCCGCGGCGGUCUGCGAGGCGGCGGAGGGGCAUUGGCUGCUUCUGCACGAGUUCCUCUCCUCUUCAACGGAGGAAGUUGCAGCAGCAGCAGNAGCAGUAGACGCUUCGCCUCAUCCAGAGGACGCUGCCGAUGAUGGUGACAGUGAGGGCGUAGAGCUACUCAGCGGCCACCUGCGCCGCGGCGAUGUGCCCCCUGGUGUGGUGGAGGUGCUCGCGGCGGAGGUUGCGUGGGCGGUGGGAGCGCUGGCCGAGCGCGUCAAGAUGGCCGGGAAUGCGACGGAGGUUGGCUGCCACCAUAAUCAGAAGCAACAACCGCAACGAGAGGUGGAUGAAGAGGCGGUGGCGUUGACACACCGCACGCUUUGCAUCCAUGCGGUGCAGCUGCUGCAUUGGCUGCUGCGGUUGUUUCGCUUGGGUAUUUGGCAGCUGCCGCAGAGCCGCCGCACGCGCUCGGGUGCAGAUGGCGUGGAGCAUCACAAUGCCAACAGCAAGAGCAACAGUAAUGUGAAUAACAGCGGCCAUAAGACAAACGAUGUCGACGGUGAUGACGAGGAUGAUCUCCAUGUGCUCUCGAGUGUGCCACAGCUGCAGCUCUUCGACGAUCCUGCCACUGUGAUGCGCCGCUUGUCGCCGGAGGGGCGGCUGUACUACGCCGUCAUGUGGGUCUGUCGCCACCUCGCCACCCGACUGCUGCGUGGCGCGCUUGUGCGUGACCGCGCGGUGCUACGUGCGCUGCUCGUGCUCGUCGACGACGUUGGCGUGGUGCUGCUGUCGCAGUCCUUCGCGCUGUGGGAGCCGCGGCAGGUGGUGCUCUCCUUCGUUGGCGCCGUCUGCCGCCGCGUGCUCGACGAGGGCAUCGUGAAGCUCUCCGCGUGGCGCCCCACAAACGUGACAUCCACGGACGCAGCAACUGCGGUGCACGCGACGGUGUGGCUCUGCUGCAGGCUGCUGGCCGCGCUGCUUGCGCUCGUGCGACGCACGCGUGUGCUCGCAGCGUCCGCCGACCCGCUCGUCAGCGCCGCCCACGUCUCGGCGGUUGUCAUCGGCGUCCUCGAGAAGGACGGCCUCAUCGCGCCCGCCGACCACAACACCAGCAGCAGCACCAAGGACGAUGGUGGCCAUAAUCUUGGCGCAUUGGCCGAGGCGACUGCGCUGCGUGGUGUGGUGAAGCUGAGCCCGUUCCUCCCAUUUUCCCUCGCCGUUGUUGACGGCGUGGCGGGGNGGGCUGCUGCGCGUUCUGCACGAGGCGUACGACGACGUGCAGGCGCGACUGGCGGUGCGUGCUCUCCUGGUGACGCUCUUCGCGCGCUACCGGCACGGCAUCGCGGUGGGCAUCUUCGCCACCUUUCGCUUCUACGCCCCGCCAUGCCGCGUCUCCGCGUUGUCCCUCAGCAGCACUAA
Trypanosoma grayi is the source of this 4998-nucleotide messenger RNA. Its product is annotated as phosphatidylinositol kinase domain protein. The record is from RefSeq and is a predicted model, not a curated record. NCBI's taxonomy places the organism in Eukaryota, Euglenozoa, Kinetoplastea, Trypanosomatida, Trypanosomatidae. Bases 1 to 4998 code for a protein of 1665 amino acids. The transcript has a single exon.